This is a messenger RNA of Closterium sp. Naga37s-1, 2691 nucleotides long. Lineage: Eukaryota; Viridiplantae; Streptophyta; Zygnematophyceae; Desmidiales; Closteriaceae. The record is from the annotation of a GenBank genome assembly.
AUGGCGCAGAUGGUUCCGCUUGAUAACUCCCUCAUAGAUCUCGCCUCCCUCAGGUACUGCCUCCCUGAUGUGCUGCCUCACACUGCCCCCACCUCAGGUAAAACUGCGCGAACAGCUGCAUCAGUUAAGGUGCUGUCCGCCCCCUCCGCAGGUACCUCCUCCAACAAGGAGACUCCCCUCUGCACCGAGGUGACUUUUGAGUCGACUCAAAUGUCACUCUGUCUGUGCAGUUCCCCGCACGCACACGCCCUUCCCAUACCACACUCGCAGACUCCUCUCUGCACCCCUCCCAUACCGCUCCCUCUCUGCCCCUCCCAUACCCCUCCCUCUGCACCCCUCUCAUAUUCUUCCCUCUCUGCCCCUCCCAUACCCCUCCCGCCAUGCUUCUGUCUGUGUGACCACCCUUCUCCCUUAUGCGUCCUCCCCAAUCCCCCAACCCCCCACCCCCACCCCACCCUUCCCCACCCUCCCUCACCCUUCCCCACCCUUCCCCACCCUCCCUCACCCUUCCCCACCCUUCCCCACCCUCCCUCACCCUUCCCCACCCUUCCCCACCCUCCCCCUCGUGUGCCUCCUGCGAGCAGAGCACAUGCCAGUCAACGCCUCGUUGACGCCCUUGACUCUGUGCCAGGCGGCAAGGCUCUAGUGCUGGACGCGUCAAUCAGCGGCCCGCUCGCCUUCAUUGCUCCCAUUGCCCUCCUCAAGGUACGAGGUACUACCACUUGGUGCGGGCAGACGAGGACGAGGGCGUCACCGGCAGCUACUCACUCCACUCGCUCCUCCUGUCUCCCCUUCUCUCUAUCUGUCUGUCUCCCAUCCUCUUGUCCUGUCUCCUCCCCUUCCUACCAGGUGCGGGCAGAUGAGGACGAGGGCGUCACCCGCAGCUACUCACUCCAGUCACUCUUUUUGUCUCCCCUUCUUGCUCCUUCUCUCCCAUCCUCCCGUCCUGUCUUCCUCCUCUUCCCAUGUCAUCAACCACAUCAGAUUCUGGAGCAGGAGGGACUAGUGGGCGACCCGCGGGUGGCAGUGGGCGAGUAUCCCCUCGAGAUGAUCCCCGUGGACCAUGACCUCCUCGCACUCGACCUCCAUACCAUCUAUAAGGAGGGGCUGGUGGGCGACCCGCGGGUGGCAGUGGGCGAGUAUCCCCUCGAGAUCAUCCCCGUGGAUCAUGACCUGCUGGCCCUCGACCUCCAUACCCUCUAUAAGGUGAUUCUGGAGCAGGAGGGGCUGGUGGGCGACCCGCGGGUGGCAGUGGGCGAGUAUCCCCUCGAGAUGAUCCCCUUGGACCAUGACCUCCUGGCCCUCGACCUCCAUACCCUCUAUAAGGAUGUACACGUGGACUCAGACCCCACCUCCACGUUGCAAGUGGCCCGAGUGCUGGCAAAUUUCCAGUCAGUGUUUGGAGUGCCACCGGUGCUGAAGGGCAAGGGCGUGGCAGCACAGCGAGUGGCGCAGGCCAUGAGGGCACAGAAGUCAGAUGUUUACUCCUUGCUGUUCCCUGCGUGCGUGUGUCUCACCCGCUCGCCACCCCUUACAGUCCGUUCCGUGUUUGGAGUGCCCCCGGUGUUGAAGGGCAAGGGAGUGGCAGCACAGCGAGUGGCACAGGCCAUGAGUCAACUCAUGAAAGAACAGAAGUCCCACGUGGCACCGGUGGAGCAUCCAAGCGUGGACAUGAUGGUGCUGAUAGACAGACAGGUGGACAUGGUGACGCCAGCAUGCACUCAACUCACAUACGAAGGGCUUCUCGAUGAGCUCCUGCACGUAGCCAACGGAGCAGUGGAGGUGGAUCCGGCAGUGAUGGGGGUGACGUCUAACGCCAGGAAGAUUAAAGUGCCUCUCAACUCCAAUGACAAGCUGUUUCAGGACCUUAGAGGCCGCAACUUUGGAUCAGCAGCAGAGCUGCUGCGAGCCAAGGCAGUGGAGAUGAAGUCAGAGUAUGCCAACCUCAGGCAGCGGCCGCAGAGAGAUGCAUCGCCUCUGCGCUCCGCUGCUGCACCGGGUGACCAGGGAGCUGCCUCCGCUGCUGGCUCUGGUGGUGGAGAGCAGACGGUAUCAGAGCUCAAGGACUUUGUCAAGAAACUCAACGUGCUGCCAGAGCUUACGCGCCACACCAACCUAGCAGGGCACAUAUCACAGGUCACCAACCGGCCGGCCUUUGGCGCUCUCAUCUCCACAGAGCAAACCAUCCUGGAAGCACGGGCGUGUGAGUACAUAGAGGACGCCAUGUCACAGGGGCAUCCCAUGAGCACAGUGUUACGCCUCCUCUCCCUUGUCUCCCUCACCAAUGGCGGCAUUCCCAAGGCACGCUUCGACCACCUCAGUCCCAGGGACAUUGCGUUCACGUUCUCCGGCUAUGCCCCUCUAAGUGUGCGGCUCCUGCAACAGGCCAUCCAACCAGGAGGCUGGCCAUCCAACCAGGAGGCUGGGCCAUCUGAGUCGGUGCCUCGCCUCGUGGCUGCUGUGUUCCUGGGGGGCGUCACCUUCGCUGAGAUCGCUGCUCUGCGGUUUCUCUCCAUGCAGUCCGUGCCUCGUCUGGUGGCUGCUGUGUUCCUGGGGGGCGUCACCUUCGCUGAGAUCGCUGCUCUGCGCUUCCUCUCCAUGCAGGCUGUGUUCCUGGGGGGCGUCACCUUCGCUGAGAUCGCUGCUCUGCGGUUCCUCUCCAUGCAGGUGCAGGCUGGAGGAAUGCUAUAA